UAUAGCUGUACCUGAUCAAGUACCCUAGGUCUUCUUUAAUAGAAUAAAAGAUGUCAGAAAAGCUUGUGAUGCAUGAUCAGAUGAAUAUAAGAGAUGCAAUAAAAAUACUGUCAUAUCUAUGGUUACAUCAAUGGAACAAAAGAGAUACAAUAUAAAUAUCACCACAGCCACAGCUACAAUACAAAUAAAAUAUCUAAAGCUAUAUAAAUGGAAUACAGAUGAUGGAGAAAAAGAAUUGUUAUGGUGCAAUGUUACAUGAAUACAAGUAAAAUGUCAUCAUGUCUACAGCUUUAGCGAAAUCUAUAAUAUCAGGAAAAACCUUAUUAAAGUUAUUAACAAAUUUUCUACUCAAUCCUUGAUGGCAAAGACAUAAAUAAUAAAGGAAGCAUCUCAUGAUGCUCUGCAAGUGUGAUGACAUAAUUACAACUAAAAUAUAAAAUCAACUAAAAGAAGUGCUUAUAUAAAAAAUUAGGACAAUGUUACACAAAAUAAUCGAAACUGUUAAUAAAUGUAGAACAAAAGGCAGAUGAAGACAUGGCUGUCUGCUACUAAAAGUAAAUAUCUGCCAGUUAAGCCAACAGUAAAUAUAUUUUUUUUUAAAAAUCAACUGAUUUUGUGCAGAUCCACAUUGUUUAUCAUCAGAAGUCAACAGUGAAACUAAUGGCUAUCCUUGAGUUGCUCUAGUCUGAAUGAGAGGUGUCUAACGGCUGGGAACAAACAUGAUGUUCUUGUUAUUGCUGCAUGGAGAGUUCUUCAGCAGAAAUAUUCGCAGAAGAGUGUUUUAUUGGGAACAUAAAACAACACUUUACUUUUGUAGUUCUGUCUUAGUGUGGCAGUAGUUCCCAGCAUCUGGUGGCAUGGUAUGGCCAGCCAUAGCGCUACCUGCAAACACCCCGUCAGAGUGUGCAGGUACCAAGCCCAAAUAAGCUUCAUGCAACUCAGUUAUCAAAUGACCACAGCCACAGCAGGACGGCAGAAAGAGACAGCAGUCAACAGCAGGUUGCCUCCACUAGUUCAAGUGAAAAGAUAAGCAGCAAGAAACGUCUUGUCACUACGCAAUCUUCAGUCAAUUAAUUCCUCAGUUGUGUAGACUUUCUAAGGCAGAAAGUAUACUGUGACCAACUUCAGGAUUAUUCGAACUGCAAAGGUGCACGAGUCAAAUCCUGUGACUUUCAAAUUCUACAGCAAACAAUGAUGAAAGAAAGCCAUGAUGAUGUGCAAUAAAUUUUGAGAGGUAAGGACAAAAAUAAAGAAAAUAACAAAAAGAAAAAUUCUAAUCACAUCUAAAGUGGUUGCUUAUGAGCAUUGGGAAAUAGAUAUUGUGCUACUGUGCCAGCUCAAAAUAAAUUAUUCUCUUUGUUGUAUUAGUUAGCAGACAUCAGCAGAACUUCAGUUUUCUUCAUCACCAAAUCAGAUAAAGGCAAAGAAGCUUUUAAUGUGGCUGGCUGGCUUUAUAAAAUCAGCUACAUUUACAUUUUUGGAUAUACUACAAGACGAGAUUGUUGUGAAUGAAGAAGCUUGCAACAGUUGGUUUCCUUAAAGAAAUCAGUUACAAUUUGUAAACAUGUUGGACAAUGAGUCUGUUGUGAUUAAAGAUAACAAGCACGGUAAAUGACAAUGGUACAGUUCUGGAAUGCAACAUCCAUUUAACAGUACAUGACAAGAGCAUAAUGUCAGCACAAUGGAAUUGGCACGACUCAAUGGACAAUAGUAGUAUUGCCUCACAAACAAAUCUAACAUCUCCAGCACCGCCAACCAGACCAAGUCCAUCUUUAACAGAUAUCCUCAAGCUGUACCCAGCAUACACAGCAUCACUGGAACUGGGCCGCUGGGGCUGUGGGGUGUUGGUAGCACUGGGAACAGUGACAAGCCUACUAACACUGGCUGUGAUGGCUCGCAAAACCAUGCUAGCCUCCUCUACUUGUCUCAGCUUUGCUCUGCUAGCUGUGACAGACCUCAUGGUGUUGUAUUUCUCAUGUCUACGCCGUCUCUUCUUUAUACUGAAUGAUGAAGUGGAUGUCUUCAUCCAGACGCACGGUUCCUGCCGCACCAUGGACUUCUUCAUUUACCUUAGCUAUGACCUGUCCUCAUGGUUACUGGUUGUUAUGACCAUAGACAGGUGAGUGGAUCUGUCCUCAUGCUUACUAGUUGUUACGACCAUAGACAGGUGAGACAAGGUCUGCCAUUUUGAAGAAAAAAAAAAUCUUGUCCUGUGACCUCACCUCUGCCUGCUAGCUCAACUGUUGUACAAGACUUAGUUCAUUCCAAUUUUAUAAAGCUGCCAAAAACCUGAAUGACAUAAGAAACUGAAUACUAUAAUUAUAUUUAUAGACAAGGGAUAAUUCACUUUAAAGCAGACCUGGGCAAGGGGCGGCCCGCCUCCUGUCUCUGACUGGCCCGCCCGCCAGUAUAUAUACUAUAUAUACAGUACUGGGUAAAACUGAGUUGACUAUAUUAGUCCGGCCCUCUAAAACCAUCCCAAUUUCUCAUGCAGCCCCUUGGGAAAAUUAAUUGCCCACCCCUGCUUUAAAGGGUUUGUUAAUGGUAUUUACCCCAAAUCAGAAAUUAAGGAAAUGCUAUGAUGAACUUGUCCAGGCCUGCAAAUACAUGCCAAAGAUAACAUAAUAUUUCUUGUGGCAGAUUCAUAGCUGUGCGAUACCCUCUUAAGGCAGCAGAGAUGUGCACACCACGUAAUGCAGGGAUAGCAGCAGCUGUGGUGACACUGGUGUGUGUGGCCAAAAAUAUGCAUUUCUUCUUCACAUCAACUGUCACUGUGCGCAAGGGCUGCCUCCCAAAAACCCAAUUCCUGUAUUUCCGUGACUAUGUGUGGCCAUGGUUAGAUGCCAGUUUCUAUUGCUUCCUGCCAUUCUGCCUGCUGCUCAUCUUUAAUGUUCUUAUCAUUCACUACAAUCGGCAUCGCAUCACCAACUUUCCUUCUUCUACCAUGCCUACUGCAAUAGGCGCUGGAACCGGCAACUUCCAGCAGCGGCUGACUACCAUGUUGCUUCUAGUGUCCUUCACUUUCAUGAUUCUCACAGCACCACGGGUCAUUCUUAUCUGCAUCCGCCAACAAGUUUUCCAGUUCAUCUCACCAAGUGGUCACAUCAAUUUUGAAGUGGUGGCCAACUAUGCUCUGAUUAGUGCUGUUUGCAGUUUUCUGCAGUGGGCUAACCACACCAUCAACUUUUUCUUGUACUGCAUUAGUGGAAAACGCUUUCGGCAAGAACUGACUGACAUGGUAACGCACUGCCAUCACCGUCACCGUAGACAGCCAGCAGUUGUUGUCGCCAGUCAAGCCCAGCAUGUAAGGGCACCAAGAAGAGAGAGUGAAACAAGCAGUCUGUCUGUCAGUCUGUCUGUCUGUACAUCUGAGGAAGUGCACCAGUACAGCCAGCACCCACCCACAAACCUGGAAGACCCUCUCAGCCGGGUCAGCAGAUGGACAGAAGAUAAUUGUGCCCAUCCAAAUGGAUAGCUGAUACAUUUUUCACAGAUAAUUUUGCUUAAUUAUGAACAAGCUUUGUGAAGGCAAAGACAGGGCAUUAUUACUUUUGUGCAUAUGUUUGUAAGUGAAAAAUUAAAAUAUUCAUACAUAAAUACCCACAUACAUAAAGCUUUAGAAUAAUCCUUUCAUAAAGUUUUAGAGAGAAUAUUAAAUGCAACAGUGACAGAGAACAAAAAUCCAGUAUCUAAAAGUAUGCAAGACACUUAACAUGAGAGCAGUGCAAGCUUCUUUCAGAUAAUGUUAGCACAAAGCCAAUUGCAUUAGCUUUACGGGAUAGUACUUCUUGCAGAAGAUUGAUGGUGGCAACACAAAGCAACCAUGAGCCUGCUACUAUGGCUUUAUCUGAUAGUAUUUUUCGUCUGUAUGAUUUGGUGACCAUACCUAGGACUGAAUUUAAGUAAUCAAUUGUAAUCUUUCACCUCAUUUAUAUUAAAUUUAUAUGAAUUUAUACUAAUUUUUAAACACUAAUGGCUAGAAAGAAGAAAAAAAAAGUCAUGUACUUUUCAUUUAUGUAUUUAUAUGAAAUUUUAAACUGAGUAUAAGCUUCUCUUACAGACUAAUAAUAAUUCUCCCAAAACCAUGCACAGGUUUCACUUUCAAGUGGCAGGAAAUAAGAUUA
Molecule: messenger RNA, 4124 nt
Organism: Pomacea canaliculata
Lineage: Eukaryota; Metazoa; Mollusca; Gastropoda; Architaenioglossa; Ampullariidae
Product: putative G-protein coupled receptor F59B2.13
Exons: 2
Coding region: 2678-3475 (265 amino acids)
Cellular component (GO): membrane
Source: RefSeq, a predicted model, not a curated record